Molecule: messenger RNA, 641 nt
Organism: Zychaea mexicana
Lineage: Eukaryota; Fungi; Mucoromycota; Mucoromycetes; Mucorales; Lichtheimiaceae
Exons: 2
Coding region: 87-560 (157 amino acids)
Source: RefSeq, a predicted model, not a curated record
CCUUUGCGUAUCACUUCCUCAUCGUCCCACAUUUUUUUUUUACUUUUCUUUCUUUCUUUUAAUCUUUAUUUCUCAAUCAAAUACCCAUGUCUUCUACUGAAUACGGUGCCGUAAACACACAACAGCAGGGUGAUGAAGAAGCCCCGCAAACGACUACCGUCAGAGGCGAGCAAACCCGAUGGCAAAAAUGCCGAAGCACGUUGGGCACACACGGCCAUCGUAUCUUUAUUGCAUGGUUUAUUGUCAUUGCCAUCACCGCCGUCUUGACCCUAUCGUUCCAUUUCUCCUUGCUGCCAUCCCAUCACCCCGUGGACGACAAUAACAAUCCUGCCGCUUUAGUAGAUGAACAGUGUGUGUCCGACCGCAGCUGGUUCCUGGCCCUGCUUCUCUCCGUCUUUUUCGGACCGUUCGGUGUGGAUCGAUUCUAUCUUGGAUACAUUCUUCUCGGUGUGCUCAAGCUGAUCACUGCGGGUCUUGGCGGAAUUUGGUGGGUUAUCGACGUGGUCCUUAUUGCUUUGAAUGUCUUGAAUGAUCAUCCCAACGGCUGUCACCUUCGUUAAGAGCAUCCUCUUUUUUGUUUUUGUUAAACCUACUCGCUCGAGAAAUAAAAGAAAAAUGACAGUGUCAUGUCUACCAAGAUG